UUUUUUCUCCCUGCUGCUAUGGUGCUAUGUUCCCCACCCUUUAUCCGUUCAGGCGCUUAUCAAGUUAUCAAUAAUUUGUCAAUUUCGAAGUUCAAUCAGCCUCGGAGAAGUUUGAAUUGUUUGAAUUCAAAAGUUUAAACAUGGAUUCAACGAAGUUUUUAAAACCGAAAGACGAUGUUUCCUGGAAAGAAGAUCGUCAAGAUGUAGACGAAGUAACCGGUACUACAUUUAUUUAUAAUCGAUUUAUCAAUUUGGAAUUGGAGGAACAACGUCGACGACUUCCCAUCUACAAAUACAGACUACACAUUUUGUAUUUAUUAGAAAAAUAUCAAACUUUAGUUUUGGUUGGAGAUACCGGUAGCGGAAAAAGUACCCAAGUUUGUCAAUAUUUAUACGAGGCCGGAUGGUGUUCUGAUGACAUGAAAAUUGGUAUCACUGAACCACGCAGAUUCUGUGUGACAACAUUAGCUCAACGCGUUGCAGAUGAGAGAUGCUGUCCUCUUGGAUCUGUUGUUGGAUAUUCUAUUCGAUUUGACGAUUGCCAAGAUGAAAAACUUACCAAAAUCAAAUAUAUGACCGAAGGAAUUCUGAUUAGAGAAAUGAUGGCAGAUCCAUUGCUACGUCAAUAUUGUGUUAUUAUUCUGGACGAAGUUCAUGAACGAAAUAUUUUAACUGAUAUUUUGAUGGGUCUUCUGAAGAAAAUACUGAGGAAAAGAAAAAGAUUGAAAUUGAUUGUUACUUCCGCCACAGUAGAUGCAGUUUCGUUGAGAGACUUCUUCAAUUUCAAAAAAUUACCAUCUGAAGAGGACACAUCAGUAAUUUUAGGCGCUGAAGGAAAACUACAUUCUAUUCAAAUUCAUUACGCUAUUGAGCCUAUACCCGAUUACGUCGACGGUGUGGUUGAUUGUGUUUGUAAAAUACAUAAAGAUGAACCUGAAGGAGACAUUUUAGCAUUUUUAACUGGAUCAGAAGAAGUUGAUCGAGCGGUAUCUUUGCUUAGACAGCAUUUAAAUGAAAAUAUUAAUAAAUACUUUACGCCUUUAAUACUGCCUAUGUACGGAACAUUGCCGAAUAAUGAUCAACUAAAAGUUUUUCGACCAGCUCCCAGAGGGAUGCGUAAAAUAGUCAUUUCAACCAAUAUUGCCGAAACUUCUGUCACUAUUUCAGGAAUCGUCUAUGUGGUGGACUGUGGAUUUGUUAAACUAAAAUGGUUCAAUCCGAAAACAUAUACAGAUUCAUUAGUUGUUGUCCCAAUUUCCAAAGCUUCUGCUGAACAAAGAGCUGGUCGAGCUGGUAGAACGAAACCUGGAAAAGUAUACAGGCUAUAUCCUGAGGAAGAAUUCGAAAAAUUAGAGAACGCUACGCCUCCGGAAAUGUCCAGAACCGAUUUAUCUCAAGCUGUUCUUCAGCUGAAAGCUUUAGGAAUUAGUAAUAUUCUAAGAUUCACAUUUCCUUCUCCACCCCCAGCACAAAAUUUAUUGUUAGCUUUGGAGUUGUUGUACGCUUUGGGUGCUAUUGAUGACAAUGGUGAAUUGACGAACCCUUUAGGAGUUACCAUGGCAGAAUUUCCUUUGCCACCUUUACAUGCGAAAACUCUCAUUAGUGCUGGGGAUUUCGGAUGUACUGAUGAAAUUUCAAGUAUUUUAGCCAUGUUGCAAGUUGAUAACGUAUUUAUAAAACCACGUUUCGGUGAAAAUUCGAUAAAAGCUCAAAUUGAAAAGAGAAAAUUUGAAGUUCACGAAGGCGAUUUGAUUACUUUACUGAAUGUAUUUACGACUUUUGAAAAAAAUUUAGAAACGGCCAGGAAAUGGUGUCAGCAACACUUCAUCAAUUAUAAAGCUUUACGUAGAGCUUUUGAAAUUAAGUACCAAAUGCUGCGUUUGCUGGAACGGUUCAAUAUUCCGAAAACAUCUUGCGAUGGUAACGUUGAGAAAGUAUGUUAUUGCAUUGCGAGCGGUUUUUUCCCAAAUGCCGCCUAUUUACAUUUUUCCGGUGUUUAUAAGACUGUCCGUGGAGGUGAAGAGUUGUAUGUUCAUCCAACUUCUGUGUUGUAUUCAGUGGAGCAACCUCAGUGGUUAUUGUAUUGCGAAUUAAUUCAUACCAGUAAAUUGUACAUGCGAGAUGUGACGGUUGUGAAGUCUUCGUGGCUUGAAGAGCUAGCACCGAAUUUCUACCACACAGUUCCUACUUCGUCGGCGCCCUAAAAAUUUCUUGUAAUCAAAUUCAUAAAAAUUAUGUAUGUAUCAAUUUUAUAAUAAAAUGUACCUAUUUUUUUAUGAAA
This is a messenger RNA of Planococcus citri (citrus mealybug), 2281 nucleotides long. Its product is annotated as probable ATP-dependent RNA helicase DHX35. Lineage: Eukaryota; Metazoa; Arthropoda; Insecta; Hemiptera; Pseudococcidae. Gene Ontology annotation, molecular function: RNA binding; ATP binding; helicase activity. The coding region runs from base 141 to 2204 and encodes 687 amino acids. The record is from RefSeq and is a predicted model, not a curated record. Gene Ontology annotation, cellular component: catalytic step 2 spliceosome; intracellular anatomical structure. The transcript is spliced from 12 exons.